Messenger RNA from Clarias gariepinus (North African catfish), 2268 nucleotides. Its product is annotated as zinc finger protein 771. Gene Ontology annotation, cellular component: nucleus. The coding region runs from base 323 to 2023 and encodes 566 amino acids. NCBI's taxonomy places the organism in Eukaryota, Metazoa, Chordata, Actinopteri, Siluriformes, Clariidae. The transcript has 2 exons. The record is from RefSeq and is a predicted model, not a curated record. Gene Ontology annotation, biological process: regulation of transcription by RNA polymerase II; central nervous system development. Gene Ontology annotation, molecular function: DNA-binding transcription factor activity, RNA polymerase II-specific; RNA polymerase II cis-regulatory region sequence-specific DNA binding.
GUUGAUCAGAUUUGUUUGCAUUUAUUGCACAAGCUUAAAUAUUAAGGGAAAAUAGUUUACACUGAUACAGAGUUCAUGUCGGAAACUUUCCCAAGUUUAAUGUUAGAUUGUUGUUGCUGUUUUUGCACAAACGCCUUUUUUUCUGCGUCACUAAAAAAAAAAAAAACGCAAAGGUUUAGCUUAGCCAGCUAGCCAGUGCGAGCAGAGAGCUCUGGAAGUGUGUGUGUGUGAGAGUGAGUGAGAGUGUGUGUGUGUUUAGGAGUGACAUAACAUAACGGAUUAUCUUUUCCGUUCGUUUGCGACUUUUGUUUAAGUUGCAACAAUGAACUCGAAGAACCUGAAGGCUUUCCUGGAGUCCUCUCUGAACGAGAUCUUCAGGGCGACUGUGGACAACAUCCUGGACUCUGUAGAUCAGACCCUGGCCGAGUAUCAGGGGCAGAUCCGGCGCAUUACAUCCGAAAAUGAGACUUUGAGAGAAAAGCUUCGAGCUCAGGAAUCCACCGCAUGUCAGGUGAAAACAGUGAGUAAGGACCUCGUUAUUGCAGAUGGAGAUUUGACAUCGGCUUUUCUUCAUCAUCCAACUUUACUCAUACAUAAGGGUCCAGGGAAAGCUUCUCAGAAGCAGAAGGAAAAUUGGAGAAAGACGGCAGGAAGCUCUAGGCCUGUAUUACUGAAACCAAGCCUGCUUCCAACCGACAGCCGAACGCAUCAGUUAGACGAAGGAGCGCCGAGUACCACAGUACCUUAUGUAAAGCUUGACCCAGAUGACGAAGAUGACGGACACCCGUUAAAGCAUCAAUCCGCUGUUAACCUUACAGCUAAAAUGAUUAAAGUAGAAGGGUCUGAGGAACACUUUUCAAAAUGUUACAUUGGAUCUCCAGCAAAUCACUCCAGAGCCAGCGACGAUGAGAUUCAAGUAACCAUGGUGUCCAAUAAGCACAUGAGCAGUACUAUGAGCGAAGACGAAAUCAGCGAUUUGGGGCACCACGAAUCUGAGAGAUCGGCACACAGCGUAUCCGAGGAAGACGUCGAAGAUCCAACAGAGGACCCUGUGCUUGGCGUCUGUUUCGAUGGUGACGUUGGACUGGCUUUAGAAUCUGACAAAGGAUUUAUAGAAAUCUUCCAAUCAACCGGUUUGCCAGACUCGAAGGAGCUGAAAGACAGCAAAACCUUCCACUGCGCGCUUUGCGAGAAGAGCUUUGGUCGCAUGGCGUCACUUAACAUACACAUGAGGACUCACAGCUCGGAGAGAGCUCACAUCUGUAGUUAUUGUGGCAAGGGUUUUAGCCGAGCUGACCUGCUGAAGAACCAUCAACGCACCCACACGGGCGAGAGACCGUAUUCCUGCAACCUGUGCGGAAAGAGCUACGGUCAUCAGGGCCAGCUCCGGAUCCACAAACGAACCCACACGGGCGAGAAACCCUACGCCUGCCCGCAUUGCGCCAAGCGCUUUACCGAACACAACCAGCUGAAAGUGCACCUCCGGACGCACACGGGCGAGCGACCGUACUCAUGCAGCGUCUGCGCCAAGACCUUCGCCAGCGCCGGCAACCUUAGGAUUCAUCUUCGGAUCCAUAGUGGAGAAAAACCUCAUUGCUGUGGCCAGUGCGGAAAGCGGUUCAACAGCCAAGGCGACCUCAAAACGCAUCUGCGUGUGCACACAGGCGAGCGCCCGUACCACUGUGACCUUUGCGAGAAGACGUUCAGUCAGGCCGGCCACCUGAGCAUCCACAUGCGCAUGCACACAGGCGAAAGGCCAUAUGAAUGCGGGAUAUGCGGCCGCACCUUCACGGUGGCCAGCAGCCUCAAGCUCCAUCAGCUCACCCACACUGGGGAGAAGCUGCACACCUGCGUGCACUGUGAGAAAAGCUUUAGCAGAGCCAGCCAUCUGAAAAGACACGAGCAGCUCCACGCCAAAGAGCAAACCGUACUGAUGCGUCCGGAUGAGUCCUUGCAGAUAGAUUUGGAAGAACAAAAUCUUCAUGGUGGUGAUGAAGUACAAAAUUUGGAAGGAAUGGAGUAAAUGAAGAAUCCAUCCCCGCACACGAUGGCCAGAUUAUUAGAUAACCCAUUAUUUUAGGCCGCUUUAUAUUAUUGGUUUAGUAACAACACCCAUUAGCCUAUUCUGCAGUGGAAGGGCACUACCCUUGAGUGAGUGUUAAUUAGGUGGUUGUUCAUUCCCGGUACAUUGCUCACCCUGACGCUUGUAGUUUGGGUCGCACGCUGAUUGUAUCGGACGCAUCAGAAAGUGCUAUCUGAUGUCUUUCA